Puccinia graminis f. sp. tritici CRL 75-36-700-3 is the source of this 426-nucleotide messenger RNA. RefSeq lists its product as uncharacterized. NCBI's taxonomy places the organism in Eukaryota, Fungi, Basidiomycota, Pucciniomycetes, Pucciniales, Pucciniaceae. The transcript has 2 exons. Bases 1 to 426 code for a protein of 141 amino acids. The record is from RefSeq and is a predicted model, not a curated record.
AUGGGAACUCAUAAAGUAUCCCACACCGACUACAACAGCUUGAGUGCCAGAUCCCAGUCUUCAGGCUUGAACGCACUGAAAUAUGUAAUUGGGGUUAUGAAGACCGCCAAGAAUUGGAAGGACUUUGCAAGAGUCAGCUCAGUUGCAAGCAUGAUUUGGUUUCAAGACGAGGGGAACUUCAUCCAUUGGAUUGUUGAGGAACAAUGUGCUGGUGCAUUUGAGGUGUUGAUGGAGUCAUGGCAGACGAUGGGAUGGCAAGCAAUCAAGAGAGCCCAUUCAUUGCUGGGACAAAAGCAACACUGGGUGAAAUUUGAGGAGAAGAGUACCGAGAUGGAGAUGGAAGAGUGGAAGCAACGGUGCUGGGGUGUUAAAGGAAUUGUGGAGGAUAACUCGCCGUUGGUCAAGGCAUUGGUGCAGGUUAGAUGA